CCCGCUGGCCCAGCAAGAUGGCGGCGCCCGUGGCUGCCCGGGCGCUGCGGGCAGUGCCCUGGAGCCGGAGCUGUGUCCCCGCUGCCCUCGGCGCCCGCCGCGACCUCCACGCCACCCCCGCCUGCCUCAAGACCCGAGCGGCGCGGGUGCGCGUGGGCAAAGGGGACAAGCCGGUGACCUACGAGAAGGCGCACGCCCCGCACUACAUCGCCCACCGCAAGGGCUGGCUCUCGCUGCACACCGGGAACCUGGCCGGCGAAGCCGGGGCGGCCGAGCGGACGGUGGAGGACGUCUUCCUGCGCAAGUUCCUCUACGGCACCUUCCCCGGCUGCUUGGCCAACGAGGUGGUGCUCAAGCGGCGCGCCAACCUGCUGGUGGUGUGCCUGGUGCUGGUGCAGAGCCUGGCACCCAGCAAGCUCUACUUCCUCAUCGGCUACGCCGAGACCCUCCUCUCCCACUUCUACAAGUGCCCCGUGCGCCUGGAGGUGCAGACGGUGCCCACCAAGGUCAUCUACAAGUACCUCUAGCGGCCACCGGCUCCCCGGUGCCGCCCGGCCGUGGCGGGAGCUGCUGGGGCCGGCGGGUGAUGCCACCGAGGGGAAUAAAGAAGGGUUUUGCGCCCCUG
This is a messenger RNA of Dromaius novaehollandiae (emu), 625 nucleotides long. RefSeq names its product mitochondrial ribosomal protein S24 (gene MRPS24). Lineage: Eukaryota; Metazoa; Chordata; Aves; Casuariiformes; Dromaiidae. Gene Ontology annotation, cellular component: mitochondrion. The transcript is spliced from 5 exons. The record is from RefSeq and is a predicted model, not a curated record. Gene Ontology annotation, biological process: translation. Bases 18 to 527 code for a protein of 169 amino acids.